CUCUCUCUCUCUCUUUGACUUCCUCUUCGCACCCAACUCUGAUACUCACUCCCACUCUGUUUCCCUCCUGCAUUUCUACUCCACUCUCUGCACUGCAGUUCCCUCUUUUUUUCUAUAUUUGGUCAUUUUUCCCCCAAAACACAAUAAAUUCGCUUCUUGGAAUUUAAUUUCUAUUUCUGAGAAAUUCAAAAGUUCCCGUUUGAAUGGAUUGAGAGAGAGAAUAUAACGUUAAAAAUAGGAAAACAGUGUCCUACAAAACUGCUUAUUCCAUUCUAUCUUUCUCAUUAAAAUUACCUUAAACGCUAAACCCAAUCUGCUCUGAAUCUUUAUCCGCUUUGCUAAUUCUAUCAUAUCCUAGGAGGGCCUUUUAGUUUAGUCAUUCCUAUGAAAUUUUUAUGAGUUUUCCCUAAAACCUUACUCAUUCUAAUGAUUCUUUGUUUCUUUGUUCUAUCUUCUGAUUUUCUAUCUAUUUGAACGGGAUGGCUUCUUCUCAAGUCCAGUCUUCACCGUUUGGGUGCGUUCUGAGAGAUCGAAACCGGCGGGAUCGUUGCAGCCCUAAUUCCAAAGGCUCCAAUUCGUUCCAGAAGAAUCUCAAGGAUUUGGUGCAUUCUUGCAUUCCCCGUCAGCCCAGGAAUUUCAAUUCCGAUUCUGAUGAAAACCAGGUUAACCUCACCACGGACUUGUGGGUUCAUAAGCCCCAGAAAGACGAAAACGAUGAAUGGAACAGUAAUAAGGCUUCAGAAAACUGGAGAAAAGUCAAAGACGUCGUUUUUCCGGCGCCGGAAUCCUCCGUGGAGACACCGCAUUUGGGCGGCGUCUCUUCCCUCGUACGGAAAUGGAGUGAUUUCGAGACUCAGAUAAACGAAGAAUCUUCGAUUGACGGUUGGGAAUCCGACAGGACGCCGAAGAGCGGGAUAGAUUCCGACGCUACGGAGAGAGAGAGGAUUAGGGUCGCUGAUAUAAUCAGGAAAUUGUCCUCCAGUACGGCUGAUGAUAGAGAACCCAGCAUUAAUGGCGGAAAUGAAGCAGGGUUAUUACUGCCUCGGAUUAGAACAUCGUCGGAUCAUCAGCAGGAGCAGCUCCGGGUUCUCAACUCUCCGCGCAUCAUCAGAGGCCGCCCGGCUUUCUACUCUUUUCUUAUGCAAGUGGAGCGCGACAGAGCCACGGAGCUUGAAGCUCUUACACACCGUAAAGCUGUCUCUAAAUUCCAACAGAAAGGCCGCAUUCAGGCUGUGCUUCGACUUAAACUCCUAAGACACGGGGCGAAAGCAAGAGAUGAGCCACCAUCAAGUAGCACCUCGCCUGAAUCAAAUAGAAAACCGCAAUCUUCAAUAUCCCAUCUCAGGGAGAGAUUCAAUGCUGGAGUUCAGCACAGUAUAGCUGACUCAAAAGCCAUGCCCAGAAAAGUUCCUGAUAGCAAUGCAGAAGCUGGAAAAGUUUCGGUAUCCAAUCAAUCGACACAAGAUCAUAGUACCUCAACAAAUGGAAAUGUUUCCACAUCUGUUGGAAUCAAAGAAGAGAAUCAUCCUAAAGUAGUUCAGCAAAUUAAUAGUGAUCCUCAAAGAGAGCUGUCAAAGAAUAGACAAGAAAACGGCUUGGAAAUUCGCCAUAGGGAAGCAGUGGACAAUACCUCAAAUAUUGGAAAUGUUUCCACAUCUUAUCAACUUCAAGAAAGGGAGUGUCUUGAUGACUUUGUUGGGCGAAUAAGCCCUCACAGAGAGGUAGCAGCACCUGACCCGUUGAGCUCACUAGAAGAGGAGGCGCUACUUACUCAACAUUCAGGGUGUUCUUUUACCUCCAAUCAACUUGAAGUUUAUCAUAACUGUGAACAAGUUAACUCCACUUUACAGUAUAGUGAUCCCCAACAUCAGAUUGAAGGAGCUAGUAAUGAAUUUUCAAUUGAUUGGGAAGAGGCAAUAGCCACUAGUCAACAACCAGUAGAAAGUUAUUAUGACUGGGAUGAUGAACAGUCUGGUUACCCCCAACAACCAGAAUAUGAUCAAGAUUGGGUAAUUGAUGUUUCUCGCCCACGCAGUGAAUGGGAAGAUCUCAGGCAAGUAAGAUACCAGGAGAUGCUUGAUCCUUUCUUCGAAAAUAAUGAUAUACGAGAACUCGUUCAAAGGAGAAGUGUUUCAAAUUUUCUUUCUGGUAGUCUGAGAGACAAAAUAGAUGAGAUGAUUAUGUGUCGCUCGCAAAGACACCCAAUUCCAGUGAAUAGCAGCAAUAUGCAGGAAGAAGUAAGAGAAAGAGUACCGGUGGCAGACUAUAAGAGUGAGGAGGUGGAGGACAUAGAAGAAGACAAAUAUGAUGAAAGUGGUGAUGAGUAUGAAGUUGAUAGCCAGAUUCGAGAACAACCAGAAGACGAAGCUGCAGAAGUAGUCGAUCACACUUGGGGCCAUAAUCAAGAUCUCAAUUUCAGUAUUGACUCUGAUCAGAUAGCAACUACAUCCUUACCGCAAUCUCAAUCAGCUAAGUUAUACGCCACAAGGCCAUUUGCAUCCUCCACAAGCCAUCCUUCAAUUGAAGUAGAACUCAUAUAUGAAUUAAGGGGGCACAUGGAACAACUCCAUCAAGAGAUGUCUGAAAUACGACGUUCAAUAAAGGAUUGCAUGAACAUGCAAGCUAAAUUACAAAAGUCAAUCAAGCAUGAGGUUGCAGCUGCUCUUAAUCAAUCAGGUCAAAAGAGUAGGAGGGGUUCAAGCAGUAAACAUCCGAGCAAUGAAAACUGCUGUAUUUGCUCUGAGAUGAAAAUUGAUUCUCUCCUAUACAGAUGUGGACAUAUGUGCACCUGCUUCAGGUGUGCCCAUGAGCUAGUUUGGGGCAAUGGAAGGUGCCCAAUAUGCGAAGCACCAAUACUAGAUAUCGUACGUGCUGUAUAUGCUCCAUGAGGGUUUACCACAAGUGAAUAACAAGUUGUUGCUUCACUGGAGGCUGCCUUAACUCUCUAACUCUCUGCCCAGUGAAAAAUUAGCCAAGGGGGAGGAUUUACUGAUUUAGUACUGGUGAAGUGGUGAACAAGCUGCCUUAACUCUCUAAUUCUGUCCAGUGAAGAAUUUGCCAAGGGAGAAUUUUUUAAUCCCCUAGGCUUUAUUUCUUGUUUACCACCCAUUUCUCUUUAAUGUGCAUAGCCAUAGCCAGGGCUGAUUGACAUAACAGAUUGGAAUGUUCAAAUAUUUCUCUUUUAUGUAAGUUCCUCAUUAAGUUAAU
Ipomoea triloba (trilobed morning glory) is the source of this 3207-nucleotide messenger RNA. RefSeq lists its product as uncharacterized. Bases 480 to 2888 code for a protein of 802 amino acids. NCBI's taxonomy places the organism in Eukaryota, Viridiplantae, Streptophyta, Magnoliopsida, Solanales, Convolvulaceae. The transcript is spliced from 8 exons. The record is from RefSeq and is a predicted model, not a curated record.